AAAGUUUACCUUGUCACUACCACCAUUGUUCUACGCAACCGACCUUAAAAUCACGCAAAAAUGGCUGCCGCUGUAUUCUUCCUUGACCCCCUACUCGCUUUCUACCCAACUCGGUUUUAUCAUCGUGAUAUUAUGGCUUUGGGCGCGAAAACCGAUUCGAAUUCUUCGCCUCGGAAUGAUGGCUCUGGUUUCCCCUCCACCCAAGAGAGGAAGACUCCACCGCCAAAAGAGUCUGUAGCUGAACAGAUACGCUCCUCUGUGCAGAGCACUCCGCUCAGCAAUCACGCCCCAACUGUGAAUCCCACAGCGAAUCCGGAUCAUCUUGUGGCAGAUUUCGACCGGUACAUCUUAGAUGACCUCAGAGACCGCGUUUUCAUGUCCGCCGACCAUUAUUUCUCCAAUAUUCUACAUCUUCCUGCCGACUGGCGGACGAAUGACGAGAUAACAUCCAAAAUCGAGGCCGUCAAAAAUGACGCUGUAUUCAAGAAUCAUGUAAAAGCCUACGUUGCAUUAUGCAAUGAGAGCAGUCCUGGGGAGAAGAACUUCUACCACCCCCACAGCCUGAUGUGUAACAGUGCAUUCGACGUUCUCGGUGCCACUGAAGACUCUGGAAUCGGCAUCUAUCGACAAGACGCGAAGCCGGUUGACGGCGGUUUAGAAAAGAACAUCCCCGAUACGUUGGGUGUUCUUCGCGCGAUGUUCAACAGUUCCGGAAACGUGGUUGACAACAUGAAGGACAAAGGCCCAGAGUAUAACUUUUCUGGCUUCACUGACUUUCAGCCCUGGAUAAAUUGCAUUCGCCAGCAGUUCCUGCAGGGGUUCGAUGGGAAGAACCAUCAUAAGGUGUACAAGGACCGUGGACCCACGGGGUCCUUUGAUGACGAAACUCUGCAGGCCUGUGUUUCUUACUCAGCCAUCGUCGAGAUCUGUAAUGAAUUCGCUGGUUCGGCUCUCAUAGUACAUAAUGACCAGCUCAAAGAGGGUGCCUAGUACUAGAUUGUAGUCCUCACACUUUCUUGUAGCCUUUAUAUUUUUCGUUGUCAAAUAAAUGUGCUC
This is a messenger RNA of Guyanagaster necrorhizus, 1056 nucleotides long. RefSeq lists its product as uncharacterized. The transcript is spliced from 2 exons. Bases 61 to 990 code for a protein of 309 amino acids. Lineage: Eukaryota; Fungi; Basidiomycota; Agaricomycetes; Agaricales; Physalacriaceae. The record is from RefSeq and is a predicted model, not a curated record.